AAUGGCGUCGCGAGCACGUCCUGAUCACGCAGCGCCUCGCCUGUGAUUGGCUGCGCGUCAUCAGCCGCCAGACUGCGCUCACUUUGUUUCUGGAGCUGCUUUUUUUUCUCUUUUUGUGCCAAUGUGUAUUUUUUUUAUUAUUGUUAUUUGGCUCCGCUCAGUUAAGACAGUCUGACGCUAGACCUGGACCUGGACCCGGACCCGGACCCGGGUCUGACUCUUGACUCCCGGCUCCAGCAGCAGCAGCGGCUCGCCUCGCUGUGUCUGCCCGCUCCUCCGCCGCUAUCUACGGCUGCUGCUCCUCUCUGUGUCCCGCUUCAUGCUCAGCUUCACGGGGCGCUGCUGUCAGGUGGACAGCAUGGACACUGUGGACAGACAGCAGGGGGCGCUCAUGAAGCCCAGUCCGUGCGUUGAGUACAACGACCUGGAGGCGGCCGAGGCGCUCGUCAGCAUGAGCUUCUGGGAUCAAAGGUUGCAUAAGCCCCGCCCACUGACCCCCACCUCUGACUCAUGUGACUCCAUCCAGCUGCAGACGGAGAGCGUGGACGCUGCUAAAGACCUGAUCGCUCUGUCGUCACUGUGCAUGACUCCACCUCACAGUCCAAGCUCCUCUGAGGCCUCCGCCACCUCUGCUCCAAGCCCCGCCUCUGCUCCAAGCCCCGCCUCCACACACGUCGUACCCGGCCUGGAGCUCAGUGUUGGCUCCGCCCUCCUCAGUGACUCCCACCCUCAUGUGUCAGUGCUUCCACCUCAGACUGAGUUGUGUGUUGUGGCUCCGCCCAGCAGAGCCAUGGCCACCAGCGUCAUCCGCCACACCGCCGACAGCCUCGGUGUCCCCGUCCCUUCCUGCUCUCGUCUCACAGAAACGCCCACAUGUCCACUCACGCCUCCAGAGACAAGGGGCCGUCCUCCGUGUCCCAGCAGCCCGCCCUCUCCUCCUGCUCCUCCUCCUCCUCCACGCUCCUUCCCCGUGUCUUCCUCUUCCCAGCGGCUCUCGGCUUCUCCACUCCUCUGUCAGGUGAUCCCGGUGAGCGGGGGGGCGGGGAUGAUCUCCGCCUUCGUCCAGGCUCCAGUUCAGGUGCAGACUCCGGGGGGACCGAAGCCCAUCCUGCCGCAGGCUCCUCCCACCUUCUCUCAGCCUCUGCUGGUGGGCUCGGCGGUGCCGCAGGGCACUGUGAUGUUCGUGGUGCCGCAGCAGCACGUGACGCAGCCCUCGCAGGGCCCGCAGACUCUCAUGACCCUAGGCAGCACCAAGCUCCUCCCCCUGGCCCCAGCGCCGGUUUACAUGCCGUCAGGAGCGAGCGGCGCCUCCUCGCAUGCCGAAUUCUCCCGCCGAAGAAACUACGUCUGCAACUUCCUUGGCUGCAAGAAGACGUACUUCAAGAGUUCCCACCUGAAGGCGCACCUGCGCACACACACAGGUGAAAAGCCGUUCAGCUGUCACUGGGACGGCUGCGACAAGAAGUUUGCCCGCUCCGACGAGCUUUCCCGCCACCGGCGGACGCACACCGGCGAGAAGAAGUUUGUGUGCGGCGUGUGCGACCGGCGCUUCAUGCGCAGUGACCACCUGACCAAACACGCCCGGCGGCACACGACGUCCAAGCGGGCGACGUCGUGGCCCGCCGACACCGGUGACCUCAACAAAAUGGCCCUGCCCAAAGGUCAUAUCCGAGGCCCCGCCCUUCCUGUCAGGGUGCUCGUCCCCACCGCCAACUAACUCAGGACACUGGAGGCGGAGCUUCAGUCAGAAUGAUGGUCUGUAAGCGUAUGGCGCCCCCCUGAGGCUGAAGCGGUCGUUACACUCCAGUGACUGAUGAUGAAACAGAAACCUGGAGUUUUGAGUCUUUACAAAAAACUUUGGCACAAAAACUGCAAACGUCGGAUUUCUGCGAGAAAAUUCAAAUAAAAAAAUGAAUGGAAUUAUUUUUAUUUCUUUUUACAUCAGUACUUCAGAGAACUGCACUUUACAGUAUGUCAGUAAACACACCGAUGCUUCCCGACACUGAGGUAACUUUUUAGCCGAGUGGACUUUGAAAACGCGGUUCUCAGCAGGAAAAACUGAUUUUAGCCUCUUAAUAAAAGACUUGUGUCAUAAAAUCGCCGUCAGUCCAAGUCUACGAUAUCUACGUCACAUGAUCACGUCUGUAACCCACUCGCCCUCUCACACCAAAAGCUGUGGAUCAACAGCUCCUGUGUGUGUGAUGUUAAAAUCACUGAUCUUCUCCAUGAGGUUUGGUGUGGGAGAGUGAGUGGUUUACAGUGAGAUGAAGACGUAAUCAUGUGACGUCCUGGUUGAGAUUUUAUUACCCGCUGUAGGCACAGGACGAGGCCAGCAGGGGGAGUCCACAUCUCAGGCAGCACUGACUCUGGUGUCAGUGCUUCAGAAUCCACACAACCUUGAGUUGAGCUCAUGUGGUUGUCGGACACAGUGUCCGGCUUUGCUCAGGACAUUUUAUUCCCACACACACUCACAGAGGAGGAGGCGGAGCAGGAGGCGGAGCUGCUAUUCAUUCACACAAAACCAAUAAAGAUUUGACGUUGCACUGGAGUUUUUAAAAUGGAGCUGGUUUUUGUACUCAGUAAAUUCAUGUUUACUUCACGUGUGUGUGUGUGUGUGUGUGUGUGUAUCUGUUAGUCAACCAUAUGCACUCUUUUUUUUCUUGCCAAAGCCUCUGUGUAUUUGUGCUUCUGUAAAUACUGUAAAUAUAUUCAUAUCUAUAUGAAUGUUCUGUGUAUUCCAAUCUGCAUUUAUUGAUUGUAUGAGUUGUUGCUAUUUUAAACAUGUCAGUAUUCCUCACUGUGAUACUACCUAUUCUUUUUCUAUUUUUGUUUUUUUAUUAUUUAAUAAACAUGUGUUGAGGAAAAGUGCUUUUUUUUUUUUACAGUGUAGCCAGUAUGAAAAUACCUCAUGUUAUGAAAUGUAAUUCUUAUUAUUAAUAAUAAUAAUGAUAAUAAUAAUAACAACAGCUUUUAUCAGAAUGAUUUGCCUGUAAGUGAUGGUGAAAAAGGAAAUGACUUUUAUAAUAAUAAUAAAAAAAGACCAUCUCAAAU
Molecule: messenger RNA, 3051 nt
Organism: Solea senegalensis (Senegalese sole)
Lineage: Eukaryota; Metazoa; Chordata; Actinopteri; Pleuronectiformes; Soleidae
Product: Krueppel-like factor 11
Exons: 4
Coding region: 320-1717 (465 amino acids)
Biological process (GO): regulation of transcription by RNA polymerase II
Molecular function (GO): DNA-binding transcription factor activity, RNA polymerase II-specific; RNA polymerase II cis-regulatory region sequence-specific DNA binding
Source: RefSeq, a predicted model, not a curated record